This is a messenger RNA of Temnothorax curvispinosus, 3373 nucleotides long. RefSeq names its product alpha-tocopherol transfer protein-like. NCBI's taxonomy places the organism in Eukaryota, Metazoa, Arthropoda, Insecta, Hymenoptera, Formicidae. Gene Ontology annotation, cellular component: membrane. The record is from RefSeq and is a predicted model, not a curated record. The transcript has 12 exons. Gene Ontology annotation, molecular function: phosphatidylinositol bisphosphate binding. The coding region runs from base 402 to 2627 and encodes 741 amino acids.
ACCUUGCUCGGGCACGCGUACUGAAAGCGGACAGAGCGGUGAGCGCAGGUGAGCGGUCCACGCGCGUUUUCGCGAAUGCUCUCGCGAGACGCAUUUCGCAAAAUUGUCCUCUCCCUGCCCCGCCCGGAACCCGCGGAAUGUGGAUGAGAAAGCGGCACCUUCUCGGAUCAAAUCAACUACGAUGUGCCCGAAAAAUCGAAUGCCGUUUAGCCAUUUAUUAUUUUAAUAUUUUUUUUUUAUGUAUCUCGAUACCGGAACGGGGGAAACCUGCCUUACCGUCGCGCUCGUGCCUUCCGUCAGAGAAUACCGGGACCGGCGUGUAGAUGUCGACACGUGUCUCGAAAAUGGCCUCAUUGGCCUCGCGACAGCGAUGAAGGGGAGAGAGAAAGAGAGCAGAAGUCAUGUCACGUUCCGGUAUUUUCAUUCUGAUGCUGUGGUCGCUGAUGACACGCUCUUUUGGAUUUACGAUGGAUCGUUCAGCGCUUGUGCCCUCUGCGUGGGACACGGCACCGUCCUUGGAUACUUAUCGAAGAAUAUUUGUCGACUCUGCGUUGAAGGACAAGAUGCAGGUGACGAGCGUGGAUAAGAUCUUGCAAGCAAAAGAUGCAAAGAUAUUGGAAAAUGUGCUGGAUAAUCAGACGCGCGAGAAGAGAUCAACAACCGAGAAUAUCGAGACCGGGAUGAAGCUCAUCGAGAUGAAACCUAUCAAUGAAAUAGUAUUAGCAAUGAGGAACAACGCUUCCGAUUCUUCCGAAGAAAACGCUAAUACUAUUAUUGCUCCUCGAAAUAGUUGCCGCGACAAGGUCGAGAGCGCUAAUUUUUCCACGGACAACGCGUCGGUUUCCGAAAAUAAAGAAAAAAGCAGCGAUUGCGAAUGUAAUUACCUUCGCUCCAAUAUCGGAGAGUUGUUACCUUGGGCGAGGCAGGAGAGAGGAAUGACAACAGGCGCAGUUUCCGGCAGCAAUUUCACGAUCCCGUUAAUUCCUGGAUUCGAAUCUAGCAGAUUCAAUAAAAGUAACGUGAAGUUGGAAUCACGUAAAAGCAAACGCGAUUCGAACGACGGUUGGCAAAUAAUCGAUCUUAGCGACCGGGCGAGACCUGUUUCCCCUUUAACUAGGGCAGAACCUAAAACAGGGGGAGAGAUGAAUCAUGAUGUUAUAUGGGAUAUUUUCGACGUGUUCUCCAAAAUUAGAAUGGCUUUCUUCCGUUCUCUGAUCGAAUCGUUGCACAGGAACGAUGGCACGUUCAAGAAUGAAUUCAAAUCGUUCUCUGUCAAACCAACUGCUACCAGUUUAAUCGGGAAUACCAUCAGGGAGCUGAAAUCUGUUCCAAACGAUAAUGGUUACAUGUUAAUCGCUGCAGCGCCGAGAAGCGAGGGAGCUGCCGUCAUCGAUCUUCUCCAACGCGAAACCUCUCCGAGGGACACUCUCUUAAUCGUGACGCAAAUCUGUGUUGGAGACCAAAGAUCCGUUCCAUUUUUUGCACAAGGACCGAAUUGUCAUAUUCUUCAGGAGACAAAAAUUAUUGAUGAGCUUCCGAUUGCAAUAAAAAAAGCCAUGAUGAAGCGCGAUUGCCGUGAUUCCGAAUGCACGAAUCGACAAAGGCGCGAUAUUCCGAUUGUCUCGCGUGUGCCGACCGGCGAGAUCUUUUCGCAAGAACUGCCAGGGCGAAAACGAGUUAUCAGAAGCAAGAAGGCUGAAAAACCGAUGCUGCUGAUACAGCCUACGGACGAAAUGUCCAAGCAGAUACGAGUGGAGUUGAACGAGAAUGCAGCGACGCGCGACAAAGAUCUCGAAAUUAUCAAGGAGUGGCUCGUCAAGCAACCGCAUUUGCCUAAAUUCGAAGAUGAUCAAAGAUUAAUGACGUUUCUACGCGGCUGCAAAUUCUCCUUGGAGAAAUGCAAACGGAAGCUGGACAUGUAUUUCACAAUGCGUGCGGUGGUCCCUGAAUUUUUCUCCAACCGCGACAUCACGAGGCCGGUGUUGCAAGAAAUAGCGAAGCUCAUACAUAUACCUCCUUUGCCGGGCCUGACGAAGAAAGGAUGUCGAGUGAUCGUCAUGCGAGGAGUUGAUAAGGAAGCGCCGACUCCCAAUAUACCGGAAACUAUGAAGAUGGUGUUCAUGAUCGGCGACAUUCGUCUAAGCGAAGAGGAACACGGCGUGGCCGGCGAUGUCUACAUCCUCGACGCUUCCGUCGCGACGCCCACACAUUUCGCCAAGUUUACGCCGGCCUUAGUGAAGAAGUUUCUGGUGUGCGCGAUGGAGGCGUAUCCGGUGAAGCUGAAGGAAGUGCACGUGGUAAACAUCAGUCCGCUCGUCGACACGAUUCUCAAUUUCGUCAAGCCGUUUUUGAAGGAGAAGAUACGCAAUCGCAUCUUCAUGCACAGUGACAUCAAGACGCUAUACGAAUACGUACCCAGAGAGAUAUUGCCAACCGAGUACGGCGGCGACGCCGGACCCAUUCAAGUUAUACACGAUCAGUGGAUGAAGAAGUUGGAAGAUUACGGACCGUGGUUCAAGGAGCAGGAAGCUAUGAAGACUAACGAGGCAUUGCGACCAGGUAAACCAAAGACGCAAGACGACUUGUUCGGUCUCGAUGGAUCCUUCCGACAGCUGUCGAUCGAUUAAAUCGUUUAACGCGUAUCCGGAACCAGUUUGACGUAUAAUCGUCGCCAACGGCAAUCGUUAACCAAAUCGCUCGUCCGCAUAAACUUCGACAUCGAUCGAUCACAAACUUCGUCCACGAUGAAAACUAAAGCAUUUUCCUUUCGCCUGUAUUGCAAAAUUCUGUACGGUGCCCAUUGUCGAGUAUCUUUAAAAUAACACGACCAGGUUCGUCGUGGAACAUAGUUGUGAAGCAUAUAAUGUAGUCUCGCUGAAAAGCUUGCCGAAAAAAUGGUAGAGAUUGCUUAACGUUAGUAUUUUUCAUUUUUUACAAUUUUUUAAUCCAAUAGUUUAUUUAUUUUUAUUAUUGGGGACGUAAAUGAUUACGAUUGAUUAGACCCUAAGAUUGAUGUCAAAGAAUCUUAGGAAACAAAGUUUAUUUUUUAUAUAAAUAUUUUUCUUUUUAUUCACCUUUUCUUCUUUUCAUUGAUUUUUGCUUUGUAAAAUAUCAUCACGUUUUAAUAAGAAAUAUGUAGAAUAAUCGAGAGUUUUAACGUCUUUCUUUGAGAAUUUUAUAUGAGUAAAACGAUAAUUACUCUAUAUAUGAUCAUAUUAACGGCACAAUGUUAUAAAAAUUAGAAUCUUUUUUUUUAAAUUAUUAGAUAAGUUUAGAAAGUUUAUUGCCCAGCUUGAUAUUUCACAAAAGACAAUAUUUUAAUUUAGAAAUUGUGAUACGAUGUUUAGUCAAGCAAUAUGUUUGAAUAUAUCGC